This is a messenger RNA of Rotaria socialis, 315 nucleotides long. The record is from the annotation of a GenBank genome assembly. NCBI's taxonomy places the organism in Eukaryota, Metazoa, Rotifera, Eurotatoria, Philodinida, Philodinidae.
AUGCUAAGAUCAGCUACUGUUCUAUUAUCUUCAUCAUUAUCACCAUCAUCAACAAAUAAUCAGCGGCCAUUGACCACAUCAGAUAAUGUACUUCAACAAAUUGCAUCACCAAAUUUGAUACCUAUUAUAGUACCAUCAGAUACAAUACAAUCGAAUUCAACUUCAAUCACAGUAUUUUCUAUAUCCAAAUCAACAGAAGAUGAAACUUGUGAUAUUAACAUUAUCGAACAACCAUCAUCAUCAUUAACAACUAAAAGACAAGUGAAAAGAAAAGUUCAAACAAUAGAAUCAGCAAAAAGAGCAAGAAGAAGAUAA